CUCCCAGAACGGACCCUCACGACAUCACUCUCCCUCACUUCAAAUCGUCACCAAGCAUCCUCUCCGAGAAAGAAGGCCCGUCGCCCACUCAAAUCGCCCAGAAAUGGCUCGCCUCUUUCUCCACCGCCAUGGCUUCAAACGACACAACCAAAUUGUCCUAUCUCAUCCACGAAGACGGCUGGUGGCGCGACCACCUCGCUCUGACCUGGGACUUCCGCACGAUCCGCGGCUUGAGCAAGAUCGUCGAUUUCCUCACUCCACUCCUUAGCAAGGCCAAACUGGAGAACUUCAAGGCCAGAGAGACCGGCAAAUUUGCACCGCACAAAGAGUACCCCAUCCCAGAAUUGGAAUGGAUCGAAUUCAUGUUUGAAUUCUCCAAUGCCGUUGGCGAAGGGAAAGGAAUGAUCCGACUUGCAUCCUCGCCUGAGACUGGCGUCUGGAAAGCGCACAUGAUCUACACUGCGCUACAGACGUUGAAAGACUUCCCAGAGCAGAUUGGCGAGCUUCGACCACAUGGCGGGACGAACAGUCUCGAAGGUGGUGCGGUGAAAGGAAACUGGUUGGAGAGGAGAGAACGCCAGAAAGAAUUCUUGGAUGGAGAUCCGGCAGUCUUGAUCGUUGGAGCUGGACAGUCCGGACUCAACGUGGCAGCGAGGCUGCAAGCUCUUGGAUUGUCAUGCCUAAUUGUCGACAAGAAUGAGAGAGUCGGUGACAAUUGGCGUAACAGGUACCGGACACUGGUGACGCAUGAUCCGGUCCAGUACACGCACAUGGCAUACAUGCCGUUCCCGAGCAAUUGGCCGUUGUUCACUCCAAAGGACAAGCUGGCGGAUUGGUUCGAGAUCUAUGCCAGUGCCAUGGAACUCAACAUCUGGCUGCAGUCGACGGUGAAAAGGGUCGAGUUCCAGGAAGACGGGCAGGAUUGGGCAGUUGACCUCGUGAGAGGUGAUGGAAAGAUCCGCAGUUUGAGACCGAAGCAUAUCAUCAUGUGCACUGGACACGCUGGAGAGCCGUACAUCCCAACCUUCCCAGGUCAAGGAACGUUCAAAGGCAAGGUGUACCAUGGUAGUCAGCACAAAGAUGCUUCGCUCCAGGGUGAUGUCGCUGGAAAGAAGGUGGUGAUUGUUGGAACGGGUAACUCUGGCCACGACAUGGCCCAGAACUACCACGAGAAUGGAGCGUCCGUCACCAUGCUGCAGCGCCGCGGGACGUAUGUCAUCUCGGCCUCGAUCGGAUUGUUCAUGCUGCACGAAGGCAUGUACGACGAGCAUAGUCCACCUAUAGAGGAUGCAGACAUUGCUGGGCAGUCUUUGCCAAUUCCCGUGCAGUUCGUCAGAGAUGCCGUCGGUAUCUCACGCAUCGCCGAGGCUGAGAAGACCUCGUUGGAUGGACUCAGGAAGGCCGGAUUCAAGCUGGAUUUCGGUCAUGAUGGGUCGGGCAUCUACCGCAAGUACAUCACCCGUGGAGGAGGGUACUACCUUGAUGUCGGAUGUUCUCAGUUGAUCAUCGAUGGCAAGAUCAAGGUCGUCCAGAGCCCAGAUGGCAUCAAAGGCUUUUCGGAAAAUGCUCUCAUUCUCGCUGACGGCCGAGAGCUGGAGGCUGACGUGGUCGUCCUGGCCACCGGAUACGACAACAUGCGCACAACUGCUCGCAAGAUCCUCGGCGACAAGGUGGCGGAUCGAUGCAAGGACAUCUGGGAUCUUGAUGAAGAAGGCGAAGUGAACGCAAUGUGGCGGCCAUCAGGGCAUCCGAAGUUGUGGUUCAUGGGCGGAGCUCUGGCAUUGUGCAGAAUCUACUCCCGUUUCCUGGCGUUGCAGAUCAAGGCUUGCGAAGAAGGCCUUGCUAAGUGA
This is a messenger RNA of Zymoseptoria tritici IPO323, 1850 nucleotides long. RefSeq lists its product as uncharacterized. NCBI's taxonomy places the organism in Eukaryota, Fungi, Ascomycota, Dothideomycetes, Mycosphaerellales, Mycosphaerellaceae. Bases 129 to 1850 code for a protein of 573 amino acids. The transcript has 2 exons. The record is from RefSeq and is a predicted model, not a curated record. Gene Ontology annotation, molecular function: NADP binding; flavin adenine dinucleotide binding; N,N-dimethylaniline monooxygenase activity.